This is a messenger RNA of Salvia splendens (bonfire salvia), 3942 nucleotides long. RefSeq names its product WD repeat-containing protein 6-like. Gene Ontology annotation, biological process: tRNA methylation. The record is from RefSeq and is a predicted model, not a curated record. Gene Ontology annotation, cellular component: cytoplasm. Lineage: Eukaryota; Viridiplantae; Streptophyta; Magnoliopsida; Lamiales; Lamiaceae. Gene Ontology annotation, molecular function: protein binding.
UUCUUCAAAAUUUCUUGUAGUCUCCAAAUUUGUCGGAAGAGGCUGAUUGCAACGGCUGCUUAAAUGGAGGCAACAGAGCCUAGCCAAUGGCAGCUCCGCCGCGGGCAGUAUCUCGGAGAAAUAUCAGCACUCUGUUUCCUCCGUCUUCCCGCCAAUCUAUCCUCUCUACCUCUCCUUCUAGCUGGGACCGGCUCUUAGAUUCUGGUCAACGAUUUGGCGAUUGGAGCGCCGCUGAAGUCGUUUGAAGUCUUUGAAGGGAUUCGUGUUCAUGGGAUCUCUUUGGAGAAUUUUCACAAACAGUUGGCGGGUUCUGCUGUUUCUUUCCGGGUUUGUGUUUAUGGGGAGAGGAGAGUUAAGCUUUUCACCUUGCGGGUUGAACCGAGCGGCAAGCAGGAGCCUUUUCUGCAUUUGGAGCUGACUCUUAUUCACUCGCUGCCUAAAUUUAGGCAUUGGGUCAUGGACGUUUGCUUCUUGAAGGAUGGUGCAACUGCGAGUGAGGAUCCCCGUUACCUCGCCAUCGGAUGCAGUGACAAUUAUGUAUACUUCUGGGAUAUCUCAAGAUACAAUAUGUAUUCUGAAGUUAAAUAUGCCGAGAGGUGUCUGUUGUACUCAAUGAAGAUGUUUGGGGAUGAUAUUGACUCUCUUCGUAUUGCUUCUGGUACUAUCUUCAAUGAGGUAGUUGUUUGGAAAGUCAUUUGUCAGAAUGGUGCCAAACAACCUGGAAGUCAUGCGGAAGAUCAUUUGCAGCUGAACAGUGACGAGGGCUUCUCCUAUCCUGGCCAUAAAGAUGCUCUUAUAAGUAGGCUUGUAGGGCAUGCAGGUUCAAUUUUUCGUAUUGUGUGGUUCUCUAAUGGGACUAAACUUGUUUCUGUUUCUGAUGACCACAGUGCUCGUAUUUGGAAGGUUCAGGCAGAGAAAGGAAUUUCAUGCAGUGCUGCUCAGGAACAGGUCAAUCAAAUUGAGGGCCCUGUUCUAUUUGGGCAUAAUGCAAGAAUUUGGGACUGCUGUAUAUUUGAAUCUGUAAUCAUCACUGCUGGUGAGGACUGUACAUACCGUGUUUGGGACCAUCAUGGCAGAGAACUCAAGGAAAUCAAAGAGCAUAUUGGGAGGGGAGUAUGGCGGUGUUUAUAUGAUCCCGGCUCUUCACUUCUAGUUACUGCUGGUUUUGAUUCAGCAAUAAAACUUCACCAGCUUUGUAUUUCUAAUGAAGGAAUAGAGAAAACAGUUGCAUCAGAGGAUUUCAGUGAUAGAAAGGAAGCGUUUGCUCUUUCUAUACCAAAAUCAUCAUCAUAUGGUGGGCUCAUGGACAGCAAAAGUGAGUAUGUCCGCUGUUUGAACUUUUCGCGUGAAGAUUCACUUUAUGUGGCUACCAACAAUGGUUAUCUGUACCAUGUUAAUCUAUGCAAUACUGAAGCUGCCAAGUGGACUGAACUUGCUCGUAUCAGUGAGGAAGCACCAACCAUCUGUAUGGACUUAUUAUCAAAAUGUUCUGACACCCCAGACAGAUGUGAAGAUUGGAUUGCUGUCGGGGAUGGGAAAGGCGGAAUGACAAUUGCUCGUGUAGUUGGAACUGGUUGGAAAGUAGAAGUUGAAUUUACUUUUACUUGGACAGCUGAAGAAGAGAGACAUCUCUUAGGAACUUAUUGGUGCAAGUUGCCAGAAGCUAGGUUCAUUUUCACUGCUGAUCCCAGUGGUAGACUGAAGCUAUGGAAGCUAUGCCACAAUUCGCACUCUGCUUCUCUUAUUGAUAAAGGAAGUUAUGAUGUGUGCUUAAUUGCAGAGUAUGCUUCAUGCUUUGGGAAGAGAAUAAUGUGUCUGGAUGCUUCAUUCGAUGACGAGUUGAUAGUAUGUGGCGACAUUCAUGGUAAUCUGGUACUGUUUUCUUCACCAAGAAUCCUACUCAGCAGUAAUCUGCUACCAGAAGUCAAAGAAUCACCUGUGAAUUAUUUCAAAGGUGCUCAUGGAGUGUCAAGCGUUAACAGUGUUUCUAUUUCUAGACUGUUGUCUGAUGAAGUCGAUAUACGCUCGACGGGAGCAGAUGGAUGCGUAUGCCAUUUUCAGUAUGAAAGGGAUCUGCAAAGCAUGGAAUUCAUAGGGAUGAAACAAGUCAAAGAAUUAGGCGCAGUACGAUCUGUCUUCACCACAGACGGUUGUGAUGACUCUGUUGUUUCCGAAUAUGCUGUUGGUUUUGCAUCAGAUAAUUUCAUAAUAUGGAAUUUGACUUCAGGAACAAAGGUCCAACAAAUUACUUGUGGUGGUUGGCGGCGUCUGCACUCGUAUUAUCUUGGCCACUUGCCUGAGAUGAUGAACUGCUUUGCUUUUGUUAAGGAUGAUGUCAUAUAUAUUCAUAGACACUGGGUGCCUGAAAAUAAUAGAAAAAUAUACCCUCAGAAUCUUCAUUUGCAAUUUCAUGGGAGGGAGAUUCAUUCGUUGUGCUUUAUCCAUGAACAAUCAUUGUGCAGUCAAGAUGAAAACCGUGGAUUGGCUGCCAAAUCUAGUUGGUUAGCUACCGGUUGUGAAGAUGGAACAGUGCGAUUGACUAGGUAUGAGUUAGGCAUGGAGAAUUGGUCGUCCUCCCAACAUCUCGGGGAACAUGUUGGUGGAUCUGCUGUACGUUCAAUAUGCGCUGUGUCAAAGAUGCAUGUAUUCAUGCCUGAUCCCUCUAAUAUCCGUAAUGUAGUUUACAGACAAACUGGGAUUGUAAAUGGUAGAGAUCCUUUUAUAUUAAUCUCUGUUGGUGCAAAAAGGGUUGUCACUGCUUGGAAACAAACAGUGACAACAAUAAAAAACAGGGUGGAUGCUAUUAGCAGUGAGAUGAACAAGAACAAUGAAAAUAACUCCUCCGAUUCAUCAGCAGCAACCAUGUCUUCAUUGUCUUUCCAGGGGCUCUCAACGGAUAUGCCAUUGAGACACAACAGUAACAUGAAAAGACAAGACAGCAACAAUGUUUCUGAAACACCUGAAGAUGGUAUAGUUACAGCCUCGAAUGCUAUUCCUUGUGAAUCAGUUUCUCCAGAAUGCAGGAACACAGAACCAAACCUCUACCCUGUAGAUAAUUUUGACAAUGACUGGAGAUACCUAGAUGUCACUGCUUUUAUUGUAAGAGAGGCUGGAUCCAGGUUUUCUGUCUGUUUUGUUAUUGUGGCUUGUUCAGAUGCUACGGUUACCCUGAGGGCUCUUGUGUUGCCUUUUCGGCUCUGGUUUGAUGUUGCCUCUUUGGCUCCAUUGUCAUCACCUGUGCUAUCUUUGGAGCAUGUUGUCACUCCUAGACUUCUAUCAAAAGGUGUAUGGACGGACGGGAGUUGGGUUUUUUCUGUUGGUCUUGAUCAGCGAGUCAGGUGUUGGAAUCUUAGUCACGAUAAACUUACAGAGUGUGCCCAUUUGAUCAUCAAUGUGUGCCCGAGCCAGAAUCAUUAGACGUUAAAAUCUGUGGCAGAAAUCAUUAUCAGAUUGCAGUUGCUGGAAGGGGAAUGCAGAUGAUAGAAUUCCGUCCAACAAAUUGGGUGGAUAUCGAAAUGUAGGCUGCUUUGUCUGGGGGGGCGUCGACCAUUAUCCUCAUUGUCACAGAAUCUGCUACUUCUGGAAUGGUUGCAUGCUCAACCCUGCGUAGAGUCUAGAUUCGGCUGCACGUCCCGCAGAUUCAGAAUCAUAUUGAGGUUGCAGAAACCUUCUACCAAGUGCUGUUUUUUUAUAUGUCACAACUUACAAAAGGCUGGGAUUCAUAGCCACCUAUACAUGAAUGUUUUCUGCUCUCUCUCAACAAAAGGUUGUUUUGCCAACUCUUGAUGCUGACAAAUUGCCAUCUCCUUUGAGUUGGUAACUAUGUAAUUGCAUCUAUUUUAAUUAUUUCUUUUGGUUGGUGAGCAGAUCAAACUCCCAUAUGAUAUUGUCACAAAAAUCAAUUUUAUUUUUAUUUAUUUAAUUUGGUUGGUGGUUGUCUUA